AUGUCAUCGGCGCCGUCUCCGAGUGCUACUCCGUCACCUCCUCUCCCGCCUACCGUCAUUCCUCCUGUACCUCCCCUGACGCCUCCUCCUCCGCCGCCUACCGCCACACCUCCUACAACUCCCACUUUACAUUAUAUUUUACCUCCUCCGCCGCCUACCGCCGAUCCUCCCACAACUCCCCUAACGCCGCCUCCGCCACCGCGUACCGCCAUUCCUCCUACAACUCCUGUGACGCCGCCUCCUCCGUCGCCAUCCACCGAUUUGACGCCUCCACCUCUGUCUUCUCCCUUGCCGCCUUCUCCUCCGCCACCGUUUCCCGCCACUCCAACACCUUUGACCCCUUCUCCACCGCCGCCAUUCACUGAUCCUCCGCCUUCUUCUCCUUCGCCUCCGUCUCCCCCAUCUCCCUCCACACCCCCUCUGCCUCGGCCGGUAACUCGGAGCCCUCCACCUCCACCGAGGCCCUCAGGCGGAGGAUCUCCUAGAAUUCCAUCUAUCACCCCAGGCUUUUCUCCACCGCCUCCGGCUUCUUCUCCCGGAGGAUUAUCAACGGGAGUGGUAGUUGGAAUAGCCAUCGGAGGAGUAGCUCUGCUUGUAGCAUUGACUUUGAUUUGUUUCUUUUUCUUGUGUAAGAAGAAACGACGAAGAGAUGAAGAAGCACCUCCUGGUCCCAAUGGCCCUUACGGUGCACAGAAGCAACAAAGUGCAUCACAACCAUCAGAUCACGGGUUGACGUCACCGCAACACCCAAACCCUCCCUCUGCACCACCACGUCCGCGGGGCAUGAGCAGCAGCAGCAGUGGUGGCUACGACUCAAACUACUCGGAUAAUGCAGUUCAUCCUCCACCAUCUCCAGGGCUUGUACUAGGCAUCUAUCAAGGCACUUUCACUUACGAGGAGCUAGCUAGAGCCACUAAUGGAUUCCCUGAGGCCAAUUGGUUGGGUCAAGGCGGGUUCGGAUAUGUCUACAGAGGUAUAUUGCGUAAUGGAAAAGAAAUUGCUGUGAAACAGUUGAAAUCUGGGAGUGCUCAGGGGGAGAGAGAGUUUCAGGCAGAGGUAGGGAUCAUUAGCCGAGUUCACCACAGGCAUUUGGUUGCUCUUGUCGGUUAUUGCAUCGCUGAUGCGCAAAGAUUGCUUGUCUAUGAGUUUGCUCCGAACAACACUCUCGAGUUUCACCUCCAUGGGAAGGGACGGCCUCCACUAGCAUGGAGCUCAAGAUUGAAGAUUGCUGUUGGUUCUGCCAAAGGAUUGUCGUAUCUUCAUGAAAAUUGUAAUCCUAAAAUCAUCCACCGUGAUAUCAAGGCGGCAAACAUAUUGCUUGAUUUCAAGUUUGAAGCAAAGGUUGCUGAUUUUGGUCUUGCCAAGAUUGCCUUGGAUACAAACACUCAUGUAUCUACACGCGUGAUGGGAACCUUUGGGUAUUUGGCUCCUGAAUAUGCUGCUAGUGGAAAGCUCACAGAAAAGUCUGACGUUUUCUCAUUUGGUGUUGUACUUUUGGAGCUAAUAACCGGGCGUCGCCCUGUUGAUGUAAACAAUGCCUAUGCAGAUAACAGCUUAGUUGAUUGGGCACGACCAUUGCUUACAAGAGCUCUUGAGGAAAGCAACUUUGAAGGUUUGGUUGAUUCAAAGCUGAAUAAUGAGUAUGAUAGAGAAGAGAUGGCUCGUAUGGUUGCUUGUGCUGCAACUUGUGUUCGCCAUUCAGCUCGUCGCAGACCUCGAAUGGACCAGGUUACGCGUGUUCUAGAAGGAAACAUAUCACCGUCAGAUUUGAACCAAGGGAUCAAACCGGGUGACAGCAAUGUGUAUAGCUCAUAUGGAGGAAGCACAGAUUAUGACAUGAGCGAGGACAAUGAAGGAAUCAACAAGUUAAGAAGAAAGGCACUUGGGACUCAAGAGUACAGUGAAAGCAGUGAGUAUAGCAAUCCAACUAGUGAGUAUGAUUUGUACUCGACCGGUUGGAGCACUGAGGGUCGAACCACACGGGAAAUGGAGACAAGCACUAUUAAAAGAACCGGUUAUGUUACGGUGGACACUGAUCACACUUCUCUUUGAGGGGACACAUGAUUAUUUUUAAUUCUUUCUUUUUUUUGGUUUAACUGGAAAUGUAUUAACUCUAAUUGAACUGCGGUCUAUCUGAUACCGGAUGCACUCUGAUCUUCCUUCAUUCUUUCC
Molecule: messenger RNA, 2172 nt
Organism: Brassica oleracea var. oleracea
Lineage: Eukaryota; Viridiplantae; Streptophyta; Magnoliopsida; Brassicales; Brassicaceae
Product: proline-rich receptor-like protein kinase PERK2
Exons: 9
Coding region: 1-2052 (683 amino acids)
Biological process (GO): protein phosphorylation
Molecular function (GO): protein kinase activity; ATP binding
Source: RefSeq, a predicted model, not a curated record